Messenger RNA from Pediculus humanus corporis (human body louse), 279 nucleotides. RefSeq lists its product as uncharacterized. Lineage: Eukaryota; Metazoa; Arthropoda; Insecta; Psocodea; Pediculidae. The transcript has 2 exons. Bases 1 to 279 code for a protein of 92 amino acids. The record is from RefSeq and is a predicted model, not a curated record.
AUGGCGGCCGACAUGAAAAAACAGCUCACCUUCGCAGAUGUAGCCUUGCUGUAUGAGGCCCCAAAGCAUGUCUGUGCAAUGAUGACAGUAGGUAGGUUUGUGGAAGGUCUUCUUGGCGAAUGUGUGGCCGUGGGCCGGGGUUUCGGCCGAUGCCAUCGCCCCGCCGACGCGCCGAUCACGCCAGUAUCUCACCGUGAAACCACACACGAAAUCAUUUUACAUAUUUACGUGAUCUCGAAAUCGAACGCGAACAUUAUUUUGGUACAGGGUAUCCCUUAA